Messenger RNA from Micromonas commoda, 627 nucleotides. RefSeq lists its product with no specific name. Gene Ontology annotation, molecular function: structural constituent of ribosome; small ribosomal subunit rRNA binding. Bases 1 to 627 code for a protein of 208 amino acids. Gene Ontology annotation, cellular component: ribosome; small ribosomal subunit. Gene Ontology annotation, biological process: translation. The record is from RefSeq and is a predicted model, not a curated record. Lineage: Eukaryota; Viridiplantae; Chlorophyta; Mamiellophyceae; Mamiellales; Mamiellaceae. The transcript has 2 exons.
AUGGCGCUCGUCAACGCUUUCUCGUCCCUUUCCAUCGCGGCGCCCGCCAAGGCCGCCGGCCUCGGCUUCAAGAAGGCCGUCGCCGCCUUCGUGCCCGCCCCCGCGGCUCGCGUCUCCGCCUCCCGCGCGGUUUUCACCGUCGAGGCGAAGCAGAACAAAAAGGCUCGCACGAUUCAGGGUUCGCGUGUUCAGCUCCCGCGCGUCGCCGCUGCGUCGCGUCGUCGGACGCCGGCGCGACACGUCGCGGCGAAAAACCGAGACCCUAAAACCUUUUUCCCUGGCCGCUCGGGUGACGAUUUUUUCCCCACUCGGUGGCUGACCUAUGCCCGCCUCUCAUCCCUUUCGCUGCAGUCCCGCAACGAGCGCCUCUACAACAAGAUGAGGAAGAGCGAGAUCACCACCCGCAUGAAGAAGGUUUUCCUCAAGGCGACCGCGCUCGGCGCGCAGGAGGCGUGCUCCGAAGAGGAGAUUGGCGACCUCGAGAAGCUCAUCUCGGAGGCGACCAAGGCGGUGGACAAGGCUAUUGCCAAGGGGGUGCUUCACAAGAACACCGGCGCGAGGCGGAAGUCCCGCAUGUCCAAGUACAAGCAGGACCUUCGCCGCAGCAAGGGCCUCCUCACGGCGUAA